Molecule: messenger RNA, 2026 nt
Organism: Anneissia japonica
Lineage: Eukaryota; Metazoa; Echinodermata; Crinoidea; Comatulida; Comatulidae
Product: methylosome protein 50-like
Exons: 8
Coding region: 1-999 (332 amino acids)
Biological process (GO): oocyte axis specification
Cellular component (GO): methylosome
Molecular function (GO): protein binding
Source: RefSeq, a predicted model, not a curated record
AUGUUACAAUUCUAUAUCUCAACGAAACUUAUCAGUAUAUCAGAUGGUUCUCUCAUACUAGGUGCGUCUGGUUUAACCGGUCGUUACUGGGCUGGUUCCUUAUGGUUUUAUGAAGAUCCUAACAAUGCACCAACCAUUGAACGUUGUAGUGCUGGGGUUCAAACUGAGGCUGGUGUUACAGAUAUUAUAUGGAUUGAUGAAUUAAGAAUAGCCGUUGCUUCAGAUACUGGUGCUGUUGAAAUCUGGCAGCUUGUUGAUAGUCGGAGCUCUUUUAAGAAUCUCUUCUAUCUGUUUGAACAUCACGAAACUGUCAAUUCUGUUAAAAUUAAUUCAAACAGGACUAGGCUAGCAAGUGGUAGUGCCGAUUGCAUAAUCAAGAUAUGGGAUGUUGCAAGCCAGUGCUCAACUGCUACCUACCAUGCUCACACUGCUCCUGUAGAGAAGGUAGCAUGGAGUCCAGUGGAGCUGGAAGUCUUUGCAUCCUGCUCUCAGGAUGGACGUGUUUUACUAUGGGACACCAGGAAACCUAAGCCUGCUUUUAAAGUCAACUCAAGCCCUCUCUACUCUUUACCCACCUCCUUGGCCUGGAAGCCUGGUGAAACUGCUGUAAUUGCAAUAGGUGAUGAAUCUGGGCACAUUGUGUUGAAAGACAUUAGAAAUGCAGGUGGUAUGAUUAAAGAUUGUCAGGCACAUACCAGAGCUGUCAAUAGACUUGCAUUCUCACCAAAAAAUGGAACUUGGCUAGCCUCAGUGUCAGAUGAUAGCACAGCUGUUGUGACGGAUAUGGCCAGUGAACCUAGACAAAUAUAUCGUAGUUACAGCCACAACGAUUAUGUACGUGGGUUGUCUUGGGAUCCGCUUAGCAACAAGCUCUUCACCUGUGGAUGGGACAAACAGGUGUGCACACACGUGGUAACCAUGCCAUCUGAAGACAGGAUGGACAUUGGAAAUCCAGCCAGCUACAGUAGUAAGGUCAAAGGGCGUACACCUAAGAGCUAAUGGCUCACAUUGGCCUAUUGACCUACAGUUAAUAUGUGGAUGAUAUAUAACUAUGUGGAUAUAUGUGGAAGUACAGCUAGCAUUCCAAUAUCUUUAACGCUUGAUGUAAAAGAUACAGUAGUUACAUAACAGGGGUGGCACCACUGGAAAACCAGGGCCCUAUCAGGGAGAGCUACAAACUGCAAUUCAUCGGGGAGAAAAAAAAAAUAUAUGCAUUUUCUACAUAUUAGUAGACCCUAAAAUCGAUUAAAUAAGUCAUUGAAACCAUUAGUCAUAUUUUUUGGGGCUUUUUCCCCUGCAGGCCUGGAAAAAUUUUUUUUGUGCCUCCAACCAUGAAAAUCAAAUCUGUACCCUAUAUAGCCCCGCAGUUGAUUCUUUACUAUUCUUAUCCCCAAAAAAUGCCUCCGGGACAUUUAUGAUGCCUCCGAUUGUCUGUCACGCACUUUUUCCAGCCCUGUCCCACAGGACCACUUUCCAAGGAUUUUAAGUGAAGGCUCUCUCUCGUCGGGGAGUAAAGUGACACCUCUGUUACGUAAUGUAAUGAUCACUAGAAAUGCCAUUGCUUUUGUACCUUUAAAAAGUUGUAUGUCUUACGGAGUUGCAAUACCAGAUAGAGGGCUCACUUUUAUAACUGAUAUUAAAUUGCAUUCUUUGUACAUUUAGGCAAGUCUUUAGCUUUCAAAUAAUAAUUAGUACUUAGUAAUUUUCUCCCCAAUUAGCGGUGUAAUAUUCUUUGCAUAAGCCCUUAAAUUGGUGAUAAUCAAGUACUUGUAAUUUGCUCUGAAAGUUGAUAAUUAUAAUAUGUGAGCUUAUUUAAUUGUUUUGUUAUGCAGAUGGUAUAUCUUAAAGCUUAGAAAUCUAUCAGGCCAGUCAUAAUUAACACAAGUUAUUCAACUAAAAUCAUGUUUUUCCAAACCAGUAAGACUAUAUAUCAGAUGUUUAAAUGUGUUGUAAAGGAUUCUGAGCAAAGUGUCCAGUAAUGAUAUUGUAAAACUUGUUUUAAUAAAUAUUUAAAUUCUGCAAAUUA